AUGAUCUUUAUGGGUCCCGAUCAACCUGUGCUUCUGUACGAGAGCACAUGUGAACUCUUUUAUCACGGCUCAUUCUGCAUCUCCGUGGCAAAGCCUGUGUAUCUAGAGAAGCCUCAGGGAGGAUGGAUACUGGCUGUGGCUUCGCCCGGGGGAGUCCGGGCCGGGCUGUUCGUUCUGACAAUGAGUAAAAGAAGUGCUAAGUCAUCGUCUGCUGCGUUCGUCUCAGAGGUUGGGAAAAGAUAUGUGAAGAAAACGGGUGGAACAUUACAGGCUGCAAAAUGGAAUGCUUCUCUGGCUUCUAAAAUCAAAACUAAAUUAAUGAAUAACUCGUCUCUGUUUAAAGCAUCUUUACAACAAAAUAACAAAGCAUUAGCUCUGGCUUUGAACAGGGAGAAAGAAAAUUCUCGCAAGCUAAAGAAUGAGAAGAUUUUUCUUCAGAUGGAAGUAGAAAAACUGCAGUUUCAUAAUAUCUUCCUUUGUCACAAACUAAACUGUUUGAAUAAGAUUCUUGUAGGAAUAAAAGCAUAUUUGAAUGAUAACCUCUUAACUGCAAUAGAAGUGAGCAGCCUUUCUGAGAAUCUUCAGAGUUCCCUUCAUCGGUCAGCUGAUCCCAGUAGCCCUACUGUUGAGCAGUUCAAGAGUGCAUGUCAGUCAUCUAGAUCUGUAGAAUUGCCAGUGAAGCUUCCUUUAAUUCUAAGAGCUAAUGCAAAGGAGCAAGGUAGCCCUCCUCUGGGUGAAAUACCAAACUACUACAAGUGUACCACUAAUUUCUCAAAGGAAAUGCGUUCAGAUCAAGUCAAGUUAGCAUCAUCACUGCCUUCUGGUACAAAUAAUCAGAAGUUAAUUGAAAUAGACCCAGUGGAAACAGCUGUUGACAAACAAAUCUUAAAAGAAAAUCUAUUGUGCACAGAAGUAAGUUGCAUUAGUGCCUUCCUAACUUGUGUCAAAAAUAAACAAUCCUUAGAACAGCCUGAGGAGCUUACGGAGCAAUAUAAUGGUAGUUCAUUGCCAUCCUAUGGAAAUGUGGCCGAAACAGAGAAACAUGCAGUUCUUCCUAAGUCAAAACAUCAAUCUAACAUAAAGGAUUUUGAUGAAAAAUGUAAGUCAUUUAAUCUGCCUCAUCAUGGUACCAACAGUGGCAGCAACACCAAUGAUACGAAUUUGCAGGAAGGUUCAAGUGACUUGUCUUGCGUUAUUCCCUCACCUCGUAAAUUCAGCAAUGAAAGUGAGACAGAUUUUAAGAAGCUGCUUUUUACUGACAAGAUGAAGCCUGAAGAAACUCUUUAUGAUGAUGAUAUGGAGUUGACUGCCAGUGAUGUGGGUGAACUACUCACAGUUACAGCGAAAGACAAUCGUAAAUUGCGCCAAAAUAAAAGUAGUAAUGCAAAUUCUGGUAAAAUACUAGCAAGUUUCAGAAAAGCAAAGUACUCUAAGAAGGAUAAAAAGGAAGUUAAAAGCAAAACUGAAGUCAGUUCGAAUUUGUAUGCAGAAGAAAGGCACACAAGAGCUGGCAAUAGUGAAGCUUCAAAAACUAUUGACUCACAAACUCAACAAUUCCAAAGUCAGUCAGAACAGUCAUAUACAGGAAAUUCUGUCGAGAAACAGAGUAAAACAAGUACAGCUAAAGCUACUAGGAGGACAUACCAAGUUAAUUUAAUGAGUCCAAGAAAACAGAAGACAAAUAAAGAAACCUUCUCAAAAACAUUUGGAGUCAUGAAAAACAAAAUCCAAAAAGCAGACUCAAACUUAUCUGCUAACGGGAUCCCACCAGAAGUUUGUGCUGAAAAAUUACCAUUCCAAGAUAACACUUCUAAUAUGUUGCCUUUACAGGAGGACUUCCUGAAUACAAAUGACAAAGAUAGCAGACCAACAGUAAACAGGAAAACUUUUCAAAACCCUUCCAAAGCAAACACAGCAAAAUACCAUAGAGAGGAAAAUGGCCAGUGUGGAGAAUAUAUUUUUAAAAAAUCUCAAACAAAGAUACACCAACAUGAGAGCAAGCGUAAACAAGACCAGAAGAAUACUAUACAAAUUAAAAACAACCAAAAAAGUGGUUACAGGGAAAGCAGAGAAACUGAGAAUUACAGCACUCAUGAAACUCGACAGAAAGCAGACCAAAACAGUAGCCAUUUUUUGCCAGGCAGAUUAAAACAUACAUUGGCAAAAGCUGGCCAGAAAGCACACAUCAUACCAAAAGAAAAUCUUACACAGUUCUCAGUUUGUAAAAGUGAAGAAUUAAAAAAUAAGGAUUCAUUGCAUGCAGAGGCUGUUAGUGGAAAUAAAGUAACCAAAACUCAGCAAAUCCAAGUAGCUUUAAUUACUCUAAAUGGUGCAGCUACAAAUACACCAGAAGCUAAAGAAGCUAAUGAUGCUGACAUGUUAAAGAAAGUAAAUUCCUCAGCAGUGGCAAAUAGAAACCCUCAUAUUAGUAAUUCUCAUCAUCAGAUGAAUCAGCAGAAACAGAGUUCUGAUGUUACUAAGACCAGACAAGAAAAAAUUUAUUUCAGGCGUAUUGAUCAGGGAGAACAGAAUAUUUUGGAUGACCAGGAAGUCCCUCAUGAAAUAGACUCCUUUCCUAGCAAGUUAAAGCCUAUGAUUCAAGUUGAAUGUUCUAAGAAUAUGCCAUUAAAUGUAGAUAGAUUUUCCCAGGAAGGUCUUUCCAAUAUUGAGCUCCCAGCUGUCAAUAAUCACAAUGCUUCUAUCAACUUCUCUAUGCUGAAAACCUCUGAAAUCCAUGGGGAAAAUGGUCACAAUAAAGCACUGGAUGCUGAAAAGGCAGAACAAAAUCUGGAUCAUCUUUCUAAAGGCAGUUACAAAAGUACUCUGACAUCUUCUCAUGGGAGAAGGGCUUUCCAAGAUGUGACAAAUACUCGUACACAAUCUCACACUUCCGUACCUAAAUCCCCUGAAGCUUCAGGAGAAAACUCAGCAGCACCAUCUAGACGAGAAAGACACAAUAUUUGCUACAGAGAACCCAAUCUGCUGAG
Molecule: messenger RNA, 2987 nt
Organism: Acanthisitta chloris (rifleman)
Lineage: Eukaryota; Metazoa; Chordata; Aves; Passeriformes; Acanthisittidae
Gene: SGO2
Product: shugoshin-like 2 (S. pombe)
Exons: 8
Cellular component (GO): chromosome, centromeric region
Source: RefSeq, a predicted model, not a curated record